AUGGAUAACGAGGAUGAGGAGGAGGAGGAGCAUCACCGGCAUUCUUGGUCUAAGGACUCUCCUUCGGAUCAAGUCUGUGACGAAACCUUCGUCCUCCGCGACCGAGACGCCGAAGAAAUCCUACCCUACGAUGCAGACAACUCGCCCUUCCCCGAAGUGCGCGCGGUCAUUCAACCGGUCGAUGAUCUAUCAUUGCCGGUGAAUACGGUCCGCAUGUGGACCAUUGGUCUUGUUUUCACGAUUAUCGGCAGCGGGUUGAACCAAUUCUUCAGCCUACGGCAACCUAGCGUCACUAUCAGUGCUCUGGUAGCGCAGUUACUGGCCUUCCCCUUGGGUUGCGCGUGGGCGAAAUUGAUGCCCGUAGGUGCCCUGAAUCCAGACCGGCACUUUAAUAUCAAAGAGCAUGGGUUGAUCACGAUCAUGGCCAAUGUCUCCAUCGGCUCGGCUCAGGCCACGCAAGUCAUCGAGGCGGUCGUCAAAUUCUAUGGCAUGCCGUCCAACGGUGGAUUUGAGGUGCUCUUGUGCAUCACUACCCAGCUGUUCGGGUUCGGACUCGCCGGCUUGGCUGCUCGUUGGCUCGUCAGUCCGGCGUCAAUGCUCUGGCCGCAGGUGCUGUCCAAUGCGGCACUCCUGACGACUCUCCAUUCCCGUGAAAAUGUCAUUGCGGAUGGCUGGCAGAUCACGCGCUUGCGUUUCUUUCUCCUCGUGUUUGUUGGAGGCGCUAUCUGGUACUUCGCUCCCGGAUAUCUCUUCACUGGCCUCAGUACCUUCAGUUUCAUCUGCUGGAUCGUCCCGUCCAACGUGGUCGUGAAUCAGUUAUUUGGCCAGACGACGGGGCUGGGAAUGUCGGUCUUGACCUUUGACUGGGCCCAAGUCGUCUACGCCAAUCAGAGCCCCCUAUUGGUGCCAUUCUGGGCCGGGCUCAAUGUAAUGGGGUCGUUUGCCCUGUUCUUCUGGCUGAUCUGCCCUCUCAUCUACUACAGCAAUACGUGGUACUCGGCCUACUUGCCGCUUCUCAACUCGAACACCUUUGACAACACUGCCAGGCAGUACGACACUGCUCGUAUCAUGAACACCGAUGGCACCGUAAACCAGACCGCCUAUAGGGACUAUUCGCCCAUGUUCUUACCGGCUGGAUAUGCGAUUACGUUCGGUGUCGCUUUUGCCAAUCUAACGGGUAUUUUUGUCCACAUUGGACUCUACCAUGGCCGGGAUUUAUGGCAGCAGUGGAAAGGAACGGGAAAACGAGACGUCCACGCUCGACUGAUGUCUGUCUAUCGGAAUGUUCCCUGGUGGUGGUUUAUCGCUGUCACCCUGUUGACAUUCGUGCUCAGCAUUGUCACGAAUGAGGUUUGGCAUACUGGGCUACCGGCUUGGGCGGUGCUAGUGGCCUUCUUGUUGCCCAUGAUCUACUUCAUUCCGGUGGGAAUCAUCAAGGCCCUCACCAAUAUCAGCAGCAAUCAGUUGAAUUUGAUGACGGAGUUCAUCGGUGGCUAUGUCUUUCUCGGGCGACCUGUGGCCAAUAUGGUCUUCAAAUUCUACGGCUACGUUGCCGUUCAGCAAGGAUUGGAAUUCGUCGCCGAUAUGAAGUUGGCGCAUUACUUGCAUAUUGCUCCGCGGACUCUAUUUGCUGCCCAAGGUCUCGCCACGCUAGUCGGUGCAGUUGUUCAAUGCGGAGUGACAGUCUUCAUGAUCACCCGAAUCGGCGGUGUUUGUACAUCCAAUGCCGAGGGCAACUUUACUUGUCCGCAUGGACGAGUCACUUACUCGUCGUCUCUCAUCUGGGGUGCCGUUGGUCCCGGUCGGCUCUUUUCCCCCGGUCAGACGUAUGGAAACUUGUUAUGGUUCUUCCUCGUGGGUCCGGUGGUGGUACUCAUCACUUACCUCCUCGGUCGCCGGUGGAAACGCAUUAACUACCUAUCAUGGCCUGUGGCUUUUGGGGCGAUGAGCCUGGUUCCUCCAGCUACAGGUGUGAGCUUUUCCUCGUGGUGGGUGAUCAAUGUCAUAUUCAAUGGCUUAAUACGCCGCCGGAAGCCUGCGUGGUGGUCCAAGUACAACUAUGUAUUAUCCGCUGCGCUCGACUGUGGCGUCGCCGUUUCGACCGUGAUCAUAUUUUUCUGCAUCACCCUACCCGCUGGUUCCUUGAGCUGGUGGGGCAACACCGUGUAUAUUCAAACAGCCGAUGGGCAAGGCACACCGUAUAAAGAUCUUCCCGCCCGGGGCUACUUCGGACCUCCGAAAGGUACGUGGCAAUGA
Molecule: messenger RNA, 2256 nt
Organism: Penicillium cinerascens
Lineage: Eukaryota; Fungi; Ascomycota; Eurotiomycetes; Eurotiales; Aspergillaceae
Gene: optF
Exons: 6
Coding region: 1-2256 (751 amino acids)
Biological process (GO): transmembrane transport
Molecular function (GO): oligopeptide transmembrane transporter activity
Source: RefSeq, a predicted model, not a curated record